Messenger RNA from Limulus polyphemus (Atlantic horseshoe crab), 5553 nucleotides. RefSeq names its product gastrula zinc finger protein XlCGF7.1-like. Gene Ontology annotation, molecular function: DNA-binding transcription factor activity; RNA polymerase II cis-regulatory region sequence-specific DNA binding. The coding region runs from base 194 to 1123 and encodes 309 amino acids. The record is from RefSeq and is a predicted model, not a curated record. Gene Ontology annotation, biological process: regulation of transcription by RNA polymerase II. The transcript is spliced from 3 exons. NCBI's taxonomy places the organism in Eukaryota, Metazoa, Arthropoda, Merostomata, Xiphosura, Limulidae.
UGUAUAUAUAAAAAUGUAGGGUUUACUUUGUAAUGCAUCAGGAUAAUUUGAUUGGUAAAAAAUAUUAUUACAAAUUUCGAUUCAAAGCUCAAGAUGUAAAUAAUGCAAAUUAUUUAGUUUUCGUUUAAAUAAUUGCAUAUUACAUUAUUUAGGUAAUUCUGUGGGUUAUACUUACAGGCUACAUAUUCCUGGGAUGACUUCAGAGGCUGUACCUGUAGAAACUGUUCUGACUGAAGUGGAUGGUAAAGUUGACAUUAAGGUGGAAAAUGGUGUCAAUAAACACAGAAAACAACUAAUAUCAAAAGGAGAUGUUCAAAAGACAGUUUCCAUGGAAUUUGUUAAAAAUGAAGUAUCAGGUGCUUUAGAUGAUGAUGUUGAAAUAAACACCGUUAUACAAAAUGAAACUACUAAAAAUGAUACAGGUCAAGAAUCAGAACCUUCUAAAAGUAAAACCUCAAACAAAACAAAACAUUUCUUUUGCUCUGUGUGUAACAAAGGAUUUACCAAACGUCCUGGUCUAAGAGAACAUUUAAGAAUUCACAAUGAUAAUCGUCCCCUGUUAAAUUGCAGGGUUUGUGGAAAGGUUCUAACCACAAAUGUUGGAAUAAGGAAGCAUGAAAAAUCACAUUUUUUAACAGAAAAACCAUUUAAAUGUGACAAGUGUGAGUGUCGCUUUGCUUGUCCAUCUUCUUUGAAAUACCACUUAGCAACAAAGCAUGCUCCAGAGCCAUUAGAGAGAACUGAGGUUUGUAACAUUUGCGGAAAGGCAUUUCAAACAGUGGAAAACCUGAAGAAACAUGUAUUAUUGCAUAGAGAAAGGUCCUAUCUCUGUGAGCUUUGUGGGAAAGCCUUUAAGAAAGGUUAUGCCCUAAAAUGUCAUAUGACAGCUAUUCAUUCUGAUAUAACUCCAUAUGCUUGUCAGUACUGUGACCAGAAGUUUAGAAAGAAAUUGAAUUUAAUAGCUCAUAUAAGGGAACAUACUGGUCAACAAAGCUAUGAGUGUCAGUUUUGUUCAGCAUGGUUUGGAAGCAAAUCAUCUUUGAGUAAGCACAUUAAUAAAAAUCAUAAAAUGCAAAACCAGUAUUUAAAAGAAGUCGAACAAUCACUUGUAGAUGUUGAAUAAUUUGAUCUCUGCAAUGAAAAAGUCUAGAGAUCUACUAAAUGUCACUGUUAUUGAAUUUAACUCCUGUUACCACUGUUACCAUGUAAUUAAUGUAUAAAACGAGUUGCUUAUCAAAAUGUAUGCAACUGUGUAAAGUGAUAUUGUGAUUUCUUUUUGUUGCAAUAUUGACUUCAAAUAACUGAAUAAAUUUAACAUGCAAAAGAAUACAAAGUACUUUAAAACAACUGUAGAUAAUUUCCUUUGUUACUGUUUUUGUAAUCUCUGCCAAAAACAAAAUGGAAGUGUAAACCUAGAAGAAAGCUGUGUUGAUGGGAAAUAGCUUACAGUAAACAUAGAGUAGAUACGAUGCUACAGUGGAGAAAUUAUGAUCCUACUGGUGAUUUUCUUUUGCUGGAUGAAAUUCCUUUAUAUUUACUUAGAGAAAUCUUCUGAGGCUACCUAUUAAUGAAGGCAUUAACACAUUAAACAAUUAUGUUAUUUUAUUACAAGUAAUUAAAUUCAAUGGUAUAGCUAGGUUCAUUGUCAUUUAAAAAAACUAUAUAUUUUAAAUGUUUUUACUUAAGGAUUAUCAGCUCUAAGCAUUACCUAUCUGAAAGGUUUGAACAUCUCUAUCGGUAUAGAGAAAGUUAUUGUAACUUAUAAAGUGUUUGUGAAAAUGAACGUUUAAUCAAGUUUUUAGAUUCAUGAAUACCUUAUUUUUGGACACAAAUAAUAUUGGUUACCAAAAUAAAAGUAAUAGUUUGAAAAGUAAAGUACAAUGCAUUCCAAAGUUCAGUAGUUAUUUAGAAUGCACAAUAUGUCAUUUUCCUUUCAAAAUAGGAAUAAGUUUUCCAGAUAAUACAUUACUUUCUUCAUAUUGAAUAUCAAAAACAUAAAUAUAUAAUAAAAUGACCAAAGUUUAUACCUGUUAAAAUAAGUAAAUAAAAAUCAUACAGUCAAUUGGGCUUCAUCAAGUGUACACCUAUAUAGAAACCAAUAAUUUUAUUUAGCAAGAAGAAUGUUAUUAACAGUGAAACUUUCAAACAUACUACAUGUAGGAUGACUUAGGAUAAUAGUUAAUACAAAUUUUUUUCUUCAUAAUUAACAGAAAGUGAUUAAAGAUAAUCAGAGUUUUCUUUAUUCUAGUUUUGAAAGGGCACAACUACUGUUAAGUGAUCUGAUACAUAAAAAUAUGCUAUUUCAAUCCAUGUCCAUAAAUGCUGAUUUGGUACUAUAGUCUUUGCAGCUCAGUAAAUUAUUAUACAACAUUUGUUAAUGAGACAUAUGACCAUUUCAGUUAUUAAUGCAAGUUGCGCAUCAAUGUGGAAAACUUCAUCUUAGUAAAUCAUUGGGUCACUCCUCCAUUUUUCUAGAACAUCUCAACAUGUUCAACCAGAAUCAAGUCUCAUGAGCAUGCUGACCAAUCCAUUCACUCAAUACUCUUUUCUUUCAGGAAGUUGAUAACAGUAGAACAUGGCAGGGAUGAGUGUUAUCAUUCAUCAGAAGAAAGUAUUGACUGAAUGUACCAUGCUUGUGGUAAUGCUAAUGACUGUAAGGCUACAUCCCUAUAUUGUAAUGUAUUCAAUGUGUGAUAUUAUAGUACAUAAAAGUCCGUUUGGCCUUAUAUUGAUCCCUGCUCAAAUCAAUAUGUCAUUACUGCCAUACAUGUCAUUUAUCCAUAAAAUUGGGAUUGGAUCUGGUCCCUGGUACUAUCUAAAUGAGAACACAUUUUGUAUUUGGAUGUAAUGUGAAGGAUGGUUCAUCUGUGUGCAAGAUAUUCACCAAAAUGCUUUUUUCACUACUGAAGAUGAACUAUUUUCUGGAAAUGAGUUCCUUUAACUAAGCUAUUUUUCAUCUGGCAUAAAGGAUAACCCUUAAGAAAUGUGUUUCUGACUGUUUGCAUGCUGAUUGGAUGACCAGCUUGCUGCUCUGAACUGUUGAUUAAUUAGAGGAGCUGAGGCCUACUGGCUGCUUCGAGCCCAUAUUGUUGGUCAGUUAGUUGUCUUGCAUAGUUGUCAACUGUGGUCUGCCUUGUCAGGGUUUACAGUUUUCUAAAAAUGAAUCCACAUCCCUCUAGCCAUACUUUGUAAAACAUGUGUAGCCAUUCUGAUGAAUUGUGUUUUACCAACUUCUGGCCAACCUAUUGCAUUGUCAUCAUUUGAAAUCUAUAUCAUGCCAUUUGUACAAGACUAAACAUAGGUGGCCUUAUAGUGGUACUGAUCUCAAUGUCCUUUUCCUUUAUGGCUCCAGCAAUGACGAAGCUCAAGAGAUUACUCAUCUGGAUUAGAUUCCCCAAGUUGACUUUGUGCUUGUUUACCAUAUACAGAAGGAUGGAUGGCUAAAUUGACAAAUGACACCCCUUGACAAGAAUUGAACCUGCAACCAUUUGACAAGGAGUCAAGUGCUCAAACUCUGGGUUAAAGAGCAACAUCUACACCAUGGAAAUGUUCAAAUGACUUUGUUGGUACCAUGGUAUGUUAAAUUAUCAUUUUAGGUUUCUCAAUAUAAACUGGUGUUGUUCAAAAUGGAAACUGAAAUCACACUAUCAUUGUUUCCCUUUUAUAUACAAUUGAAAUAUGCAAAUCAAAUUAUAUGACAGGCCUCCCAAUUCUUAAUUUGCAUAAACGUAGACUUGGGGAUGCCAUUGACAUUAUUUGAUAAUAGUAGAUGUGUCUUGUCAUAGCUAGAAUAUAGAAAACUGAUUAUAUUUUAAUUAUUAUGAGCAGUAUAUUAUGAAGGACAAUAUUUUUCUUUGGUCAAAUCUGAAUUACUGAUUCUUAAAGAGUUAUAUUUAUGUGUGUGUUCUGGCAUGUGUAUCCUACUGAUCACUUUUUUUAGGUUUUUGAUGUUAGACUUCAGGCUUUUUAUAAGAUUCCUAAUUUCUGUGUGUCACUUUUAAAUUUGCAAAAACAACUUAUAAAAAGUUCUUAAUUUUCAAACUUCAUUUUAUCACAUUGGCAUUAUUAGGAUUGAAUCAUAAAUUCAACUCUCAAAACAAUUUUUGAUAUCAAGAACUUCAUUUCUUAGCAAGAGAAUAUUUUUACAAAUGCUGCCUGUAACCUGUUGGUUAUCACAAAGGGAAUAUUGGACACAGCUGUUGUUAUUAUUAUUUUUGUAAAUGAUGCGAGUGACUUUGAAAUUCUAAAGUUAUUUAAAGAAAUAUAUAUAAGUUAAACUGUAUUGAUAAAUUUUUACACAUUUUAUUUCACUCAAACCCAAGAAUAAAUUUAGUAUGUUUUUUUUUAAAUAUAAAGAUGAGUAGUAAGUUUGCUACUAUGUGAGUAUAAAGAGAGUAAAACAAUUGAAAUCUGAAUAUAGGAAAAUUCCUAAAGCAAAAUACAUGUUUCUAUGUUUUUCAACUAAAUGACAGAAUGUUCUAUCUUAGAAUAUGAACUAAAAUAAAUGAGAUUAAAAAAAAAAAAGAAAUGAUAUUGUUUGACGAUAAAAGGUAUUAAUAAAAAUUAGUUUUCAUAACAGUUUUUGGUAUAUAAUCAUUAAAACUUGGAUUAAAACUGAAAUUUUAUUGGUUUUCUAGAUUUCUAACAUGAAAUGUAUGUCUUGGUUUGAUGAUGAUGAGUUUUUUCUUCUUAAUGCCUUAAAUAUAUUCAAGUUUACAGCCAUGUUUUAUCUCAGUACUUGUUUCAGUAUACAUUUCAAGUAAUAUAUAUAUAUGUAUGUAGUAUAAUGGUAAGUGCUGCAAAGAAUUAUAGUGUGCUGAAUUUUGUGGUAACUGCUGUGUGUUCCAUGCUCUCUAAACAUAAUUUGGUAUAUUGUAAAGUAUUCCCAGAAGAUGCAUUUAAAGUUAUGGGAAAGAAGAUUGUUCAACUUCACUGCAGUGUUGAAUGUAGUUAGAUGUAAUUUGAAAGGUGAAGUGAAAUUACCUAAAAUAAGAUGGAUUGUGUGUUUGUAUUUGUAUAUAUGUUAUAUAUUUUGCAGUCAACAUGAAGUACUGCUGUUGUGCAUACACACACACAUAAGAGUUAGUCUAUAUUAGUAAAUAGUCUGGAAUAUAUGAUAUGAUUGUUUUAUAUAUGAAAAAACUAACAAAGAAAUAUGGUUGUGAAAGUUGUUGAAAGGAAAGGUCUUUCAUACAAGUCAUGUAGUGUGAAAAAAAAAAAUUUCAAUCAAUAAUAAAACUUAAUCUACAUGUAUGUUGUUAAACCAAAACUACUAAACAGUUAUAAUAGAUUUUUGAGUUUCAGGAUAAUGCUACGAAAGUUUCAGUCUAUUUUCAUGUAUAAAAUUUAAAAUUCUUGAGCAAUCAAAAAAGUCUUAAAAUUAAUUAUUGUUUGGUCUUUUGUAGUCAUAUUUAACUGUAUUUUACUAGUGAAAGUUUCCUUUCAUCAGUAUAAUUAUUAUUUUAUAAAAAAUGUAAAUUUUGUAUUUCUGAGACAAAAAAAAAUUGUUUCCGCAAUAUCCAUGCCAUAUCAUUAAAAUUUAUAAAACUUUUA